Messenger RNA from Paralichthys olivaceus (Japanese flounder), 957 nucleotides. It is a transcript of the gene mrpl48, whose product is annotated as mitochondrial ribosomal protein L48. The record is from RefSeq and is a predicted model, not a curated record. Gene Ontology annotation, cellular component: mitochondrial ribosome. Lineage: Eukaryota; Metazoa; Chordata; Actinopteri; Pleuronectiformes; Paralichthyidae.
CUUUGUUCUCCGUGGUGUGUGUCGCCGCCGGACCGUCUCAGCUCACGGACUGACUUCCUGUGCGGACCGGUGUGUGCGUGUGUGUGUGUCCGAGUUGUGUUGAUUAAAAGUGUCGCUUCGUCUCAGACUCACAACCUGUCGGUGUUUCUCUGUGGAAUCGAACCCACGGCGGUCGAGUCAUGACUCACGUCUUUCGGAAGUUGCAGGCGUCUCUCAGUCGUCAGGUGUUUGUGUUAAAUCCAACUCUUCCUUUCUGCAGGAGCACACCAAGCAUCCAGCAUCCUGUCUGGUGCACAGCGUCUGCGAACGAAUAUCACAACAUGCCGACGCACGGGAUCGGGAGAUGGAAAUAUCUUUUGACAAAGAAAGUGCAAAAGAAAAAGAAAGACCGGCAUCAGAUGAAGCCGAUCGUCCCGGCGACGGACACAGCGUACGGGACGCUGGACGUGAAGGUGUCGGGUUACGACAUGACGCUGGUGGAGCGCUACACGCAGUACAUCCACCACCUCUGCAACCGGCUCAGCAUCAAAGUGUCUCUGUGCCACGCUUUGCCAACCAGGACCACAGAAGUCAUGCUGAUGCAGGAGCACGGCACCAAGAUGUUCGUCGAUGCUGUGCUGAAGACUCACGAGCGAGUCGUCCAGUUGAACAGCCUGAACACGACGUUAUGUCCGGUCUUCAUGGACGUUCUUUUAAAAAAUCAACCAGAGGGAGUUCAACUUUCUGUGCAGGAGCACACAGAGGCCGAUUUCAAAGCUCGUUUCAAGGCUCGUCCGGAGCUGCAGGAGCUCAUGAGUCACAUGAAGCAAUGAGCCGCUCGCUGUCAUCACGGAAAACCUGUUUCACCUUCUGUAUUUAUUCCCUGACGUUCCUCGAGGAGCUCUGAAAUAACUGUAAAUGAAAGAAUAUAAACAUAAACACUUGUUCUAAGAAAAAUUAAAAUGUAUUUGAACUGCA